CCCCCGCCCCGGCUCCGCCUCCGCCCGCACCGCGCUGCCCUCGGCCCGCGCCGCCCGCGCGUUCUUCAGUCUGAUUUGAAUGAAAUACCCCAGAGAAAAGGCCCUCUCCAGCGUUUCCGUCCACAGGGCUGGACAAGAUGCCAAAGCAGGAAAAUGGCCAAAAAGAAGACUCCAUCAUCCAGAAUGACCUCAGUGAAUCGUUUGAAGAAGAAGUUAGAGCGUUCCUCAGUGAUGAAGAGAAACUGCACCUUUUUGAUGACCUCACAAAAGUUAAUCCAGUGACAACUACAACAGUUCUGAAAUGUCUUCAAGCAAGAUAUGCAGUAAACUUGUUCUAUACAAAUGCUGGCUGCAGCCUGGUGGCUUUAAAUCCAUUUCAGCCUGUCACCUACCUCUAUUCACCUGAGCUCAUGAGAGAGUACCACGUCGCACUGCGUCCUCAGGAUUUAAAACCUCACAUCUUUGCAGUGGCUGAACAAACCUACAGAAAUGUCCAAAGCCAGAUAGAGCCCAUCAACCAGUCUAUAAUUGUUAGUGGAGAAAGUGGUGCUGGGAAGACCUGGACGUCUCGCUGCCUUAUGAAAUUCUAUGCUUCUGUUGCUGCUUCAGUUAUCUCCCCAAAAGGCAAUGAAACUGUGGAAAGGAUAGAGAAGAGAGUGUUGGAUUCCAACCCUGUCAUGGAAGCAUUUGGAAAUGCAUGUACCCUGCGGAAUAACAACAGUAGCCGUUUUGGAAAGUAUAUCCAGCUUCAGUUAGACAGAUUCCACCAUCUGAGUAGUGCCUCCAUUCAGACUUUCCUUUUGGAGAAAACCAGAGUUGCCUAUCAGGCCCCCAACGAAAGAAACUUUCACAUCUUUUAUCAGAUCACAAAAGGUGCCACUGCAGAGGAGAGGCUGGAAUGGAACCUUCCAGAAGGGGCUGACUACCGCUGGCUGCCAAAUGCUGAAAGAAGCUUAGAUGAGGACUGCUUCGAGGUGACCAGAGAUGCAAUGUUUCACUUGGGCAUUGACCGCUCCACGCAGAACAAUAUUUUCAAGGUAUUGUCAGGCCUUCUCCAUCUUGGGAAUGUUCAAUUCUCCAAUCCUGUGGAUGAAUCUCAGUCUUGUGAACUAGAAGAAAACGCCAAAGACUUUUUGAAGACUGCUGGAGCUUUGCUGCAGAUACCUGUCGAGGAGCUACUGGAAUCAUUAAGAAUUCGAACAAUAACUGCUGGGAAACAACAACAAGUCUUCAAGAAGCCGUGCUCCAGAGCCGAGUGCGAGACGAGGAGGGACUGCCUCGCCAAAGUGAUCUAUGCCAAAUUGUUUGAAUGGCUCGUUUUGGUCAUAAAUGAAAGCAUCUAUGGAGAUCCUUCAGGAUGGACCAGCUUCAUAGGUUUGUUGGAUGUUUAUGGUUUUGAAGCCUUCCCUGAAAACAACUUGGAACAGCUCUGUAUUAACUAUGCCAACGAGAAACUGCAGCAGCACUUUGUAGCACACUAUCUGAAGGCACAACAGGUAUUACUCUGUUAA
Messenger RNA from Calidris pugnax (ruff), 1511 nucleotides. Its product is annotated as unconventional myosin-XIX-like. Gene Ontology annotation, biological process: vesicle transport along actin filament; actin filament organization. Gene Ontology annotation, cellular component: actin cytoskeleton; myosin complex; cytoplasm. The record is from RefSeq and is a predicted model, not a curated record. Bases 138 to 1511 code for a protein of 457 amino acids. Lineage: Eukaryota; Metazoa; Chordata; Aves; Charadriiformes; Scolopacidae. The transcript is spliced from 14 exons. Gene Ontology annotation, molecular function: actin filament binding; microfilament motor activity; ATP binding.